CGUCCGCCGUCGGUCGAGGACCACGUGUGCUUGCGUCGCGUCGACGUGCGCCGUCAGGUUGCCCGUCACGCGCAUCAGUCAACCCCCCGUGAGCCGAGCGGAGCAUCCCGUUCCGCGGUGAUCGAGCAAAACAAAAAACAAACUUCCCACGGGCGAACCGUUUUCGCCACGCACGUCGCGCGCACUGCGUUCCCCUUCGUUCGAUCGUCCGACCGCGAGAGUGACGGGAAACGGUGAGAUCGUCUCGCGCACGUGACAAACGAACGAUGAACGUCGCUGGAAAGUUCUCCGCGGUAUUUCACAAGUGUCUCUCGUGCGAACUCGCCGGAUAAUCGUGCUCGGAGAGUUCUCCUCGAGUUCGUGCGCCAGCAGAGCAACAGAGGGAGGAGUCUAAUUGAAGGAGCUCGCGAUCUCGCGAAGCGGAUCGGCGGGAAAGCGCGGCAAGCCGAAAGGGACGAGCGAGGGGUGCGGACGGAUCGGCAGGGAAUCCGGCCUCCACGGUCCCGCGCUUUUGCCCUCGGAUAUUCGAAACGCGCCGGUGUCCGGGUGAUCCAGUGACGGUGUCGCGGUGUCCGCUCAAUUUUCGUUCGGAUCGAUUUCACAGUGUUCGCGGCCAUUGGCGAGCGAACGUGAUUGCAGCAGCAGCAGCAGCAGCAGCGGCGGCGGCCCUCCGCGCUCGCCGCGUCGUCGUUGCUUGGACCAAUUCCAGACAAACCGAAAAUCUGUGGUGACCCAACGUGAUCGAAGAUCUCCGCAGUGGGGCUCGUUUUUUUAUUCGACUCGAUAGGCCGGGCUGGGGUCGACGAACGAGCACGGCCGCGACUCGCCGAUUAAUCGCGCUUAUUUCGGCUGGUCCCUUCCUCUGCUCCCUACGCCGGUGUUGCUCGCCAGCGAGGACUCCCGGAGAGAGUGUCCCGCGUCGGCCGGACUGUUUUCGACGUUCGGAACUCGAGAUGGCUCGCGGAAAUCGAUCCCGGCAACACUUAACCACUCCAUUACGGCUGGAGCGUCGUCGCUCUCUUCCUUAACCAUCCUCCGGCUAAUCGAGAGAGUUCGGCAGGAUCCAGCGGUGCAAGUUUGCCGGCUUCGCCUGUUCGAUCGGCGACGUGAAGCUCGGAAGUCCGGUGUAUCGUAGCAGCGUGGAUUUCGGAAGACUCCGGCGGAGAUCCCAUCGAUUCCGCUGGUCGAUCGAACGAGAGGACGGGGCGAGCCUAAAACGCGAGCUGGCCGUGUGAACGGGAAUUCCGCGGCAGCUCGGGACCGUUUAUUCCGACCGGCAUAGGAGAUCGGUUCGGAGGCCACCGUGAAACGACGCGGCGUAACGAUAUCAUCCUGGCCAAAGGGACCGGGGGUUAUUUUCUGAACGAGACGGUGACCGUUGGUGCGGUAAAUUCUGCGGCCUCGGUGGACAUACCAUGGUCACCGGUGAUUGCGGGUAUCAUGUUCGUCGUUGCAGGUUAUUGGCUGCAGCGGCGCGCGGUUAGAUCGAAAGUGCGGCAGGUUUUCUAGCGGUCCGGGGGCUACUACGCGUGUCCGACGCUUUAAUAACGGGCGUAGAGUGGAUGAAAGGCAGGCGGAAAAAAAGAAACGAGGGUGAAGCGUGCGCGCGGGGAUCGUGGUACGCGGUGGUCGAUGCGGUGCCGCGGCAGCUUUAAUUAGUGUUUAACCGGAGAAGAAAAACACGAGUGAUAUUUGUUCGGCGAGACAGAGGACGGUGAUCGGUUCACGGCGCGCCGGUACGAGCUCGGCAGCGCGUGCACGCGUCGAGCGUCCAGGUAGACGCAGUUCCCGACGUCCGACGACGUCUCUGGAGAAAUCGAGGGGGCUCGGAUGGCGCGGGAGAAAUGCGAAACUCGUGCAGCUUCGCGAUGAUCGUCGACGCUGCGGAAUGCCCAGCGAGCGAGCCUGAAGCGCGAGAGAGCGGGAACAACUUCGGCUCCGCGCGGAGAUGACUCAACGCUAUCCGAUCUUUAGGCUAGCAACCCAGCCGAGAGCUCCGACUCGAUAGGACGGAACCAUUACCGUAGCUCGCUUUCGGUUCGCCUCGAAGUGCCGGCUUUCGUGAUCAAACUAACGAGGAAUAACGAGAGAACAUGUGGAGUGUACUGUUGUUAUUCGUUGGACUAACGAAGGCUGUUUCCUACGUCGCCGGGAUUACUACCACCGUCGACGAAAAAUCAGUUCCACUGGUGAAUGUCAGCGUCGUAGAAGGAAAGCCCGCGGAACUGCCAUGCGACAUCACUCCACCCGGAGAGGACACCCUGCAUAUGGUUUUCUGGUUCAAGGACGAGGCUGGAGUACCCCUGUACACCAUCGACGCCAGGGAAAAACCGGUGAACAAGGCGCAGCACUCCUCCGACUCCGGGGUGUUCGGCCCGAGGGCGUAUUUCAGGACGUCGUUCCCGAACCCGGCGGUCCUGGUGAUCGAGGACAUCAAGAGGCAUGACGCGGCCACCUACCGGUGCAGGGUCGACUUCCGGAAAGGCCAGACGCGCAGCUUUCGCUACAACCUGACCGUGAUCGUGCCGCCGGAACAACCGACCAUAUUGGAUCAAUGGGGAAGAAUAGUAAACGGGACGGCUGGACCAUACGAGGAAGGCGACACGCCGUCGCUGACCUGUCGCGUCACCGGAGUGAAACCGCUGACGGUGAUCAUAAGAAGGCCGGGGAAGAUGGGAGUCGGGACCGAGUCUCUAUUGGCUGGGAAACGGUACGACGUGGAGUGCGAGACCACCGGAUCCAGGCCGCCGGCGGUGAUCACGUGGUACAAGGGACGGAGAAGACAGCUGAAGCACACCACGGAGGAGCGCACGGAGAACCGCACGGUGAGCAUGGUGGAGUUCGAGCCCGGCGUGGAGGACCACGGCAAGUCGAUCACCUGCAGGGCCGAAAAUCCGAACGUGACGGGGCUGUUCGUCGAGAAAUCCUGGAAAAUCGACGUCGUCUAUCCGCCGAUCGUCUCGCUGAACUUGGGAUCGACGCUGAGCCCCGAGGACAUCAAGGAAGGCGACGACGUUUACUUCGAGUGCCACAUCAGAGCCAAUCCGCCCUGGUCGAAGCUCACGUGGAUACACGACAAUCAAAUCCUGGCGCACAACACGUCGGCGAGGAUAAUCUGGUCGAAUCAGAGCCUGGUACUGCAAAGCGUGACGAGGAGCAGCGCCGGCAAGUAUGUCUGCGCAGCGACGAACGACCUGAACGAAACGCGGAGCGAGCCCCUUCAUUUUCGCGUCAAGUUCGCGCCGGUCUGCAAGGAGGACCGCAUCAUCGUGGUGGGAGCGUCGAGGGGCGAGUCCCUGGACAUCGCCUGCCGCGUCGAGGCCGAUCCGCCGGCGCACCAUUUCCGAUGGAAAUUCAACAACAGCGGGGAGAUGCUGGAGGUCGCGCCGGGCAGGUUCUCGAUGGAGAAGUCGAGCGGCGUGAGCGUGCUGAGGUACACGCCGGCCACCGACCUGGAUUACGGCACUCUGUCCUGCUGGGCGGACAAUUUUGUCGGUACACAGGCGAGGCCGUGUCUCUUCCAGCUGGUAGCCGCCGGAACACCGCGGCCGGUACGUAACUGCACGCUCGAGAACCAGACCUACAGCAGCGUCGAGGUGAAAUGCUCCCCGGGCUACGACGGAGGUCUCCCCCAGAAAUUCAUCCUCGAGGUGUACCACGGCGACGUGGACUCGCUGUCGAACAGCCAGCCCCUCUACAACGUGUCGAACGCGGACGAGCCGAGCUUCUCCCUGGCCGGGCUCGAAGCGUCCGUGGAAGCGGGCGUGCACGUAGCCGUUUACGCGGUCAACGCCAAGGGACGGAGCGAACGGGUCGUCCUCAGCGAGGUCACCUAUCGGGACGCCGAGAAACGCACCGGGCAAGACGCGGGGCUGGUGCUGUCGCCGCUGAUCGGCGUGGUGGUCGGCGCGAUGGUCACCCUGGUGCUGAUCAUCCUUGUGGUCGUCGUGCGCGUCCGCCGCGACAGGGUGUCGAAACCGAGGCACGAAAAACCGGCGGAACUCAGCGAGCUGCCGCCGCAACAGUACCCGAUGCAGAACCCGCCGCAGACAGUGGAAACCGACCCUGAUGUUAUUCCGAAUAAGUUCGGUAAGUUCACCGUGCUCGUCCUUUAA
Messenger RNA from Nomia melanderi (Alkali bee), 4115 nucleotides. The record is from RefSeq and is a predicted model, not a curated record. Lineage: Eukaryota; Metazoa; Arthropoda; Insecta; Hymenoptera; Halictidae.